This is a messenger RNA of Arabis nemorensis, 3621 nucleotides long. The record is from the annotation of a GenBank genome assembly. NCBI's taxonomy places the organism in Eukaryota, Viridiplantae, Streptophyta, Magnoliopsida, Brassicales, Brassicaceae.
AUGAGGCUACAAUUAAAACGUACAUUGUCUCUGCUGAAUAGUUCUCAAUCUUCAGCCCCACAUAUUGUUGGACUCUGGGGUAUGGCUGGCAUAGGGAAGACUACCAUUGCGAGAGAACUUUUCAGAACACAAGCUGAGAGACAUGACGUGUGCUACUUUCUGCCAGACUUUCAUAUAAUGUGUCAAACGAAAGGGCUGAAUCAUUUGCGUGAUGAAUUCUUCUCGAAGAUCCUUGGGGAAGAAAAUGUUUUCAUCGACGCAUGUGAUACAAAACUAAGUUUCGUAAGGGAUAGGUUCCUUGAUAAAAGGAUUCUCAUUGUUCUCGAUGGUGUGAGUAAUGCUAGAGAUGCAGAAGUUUUGGUUGGAGGGUUUGGCUGGUUUUCUGGUGGACAUACAAUCAUCUUAACAUCUAGGAACAGGCAAGUUCUUGUACAGUGUAACGUCAAUGAGAUUUACGAGAUCGAGAAGCUUUCCGAGCCUGAAUCGCUUCGCCUUUGCUGUCAGUUUGGCACUGAACAAAAUUGGAAGGGAAGGAUGUCUUUGAUCUCGGAGCUAGUGAGCUACGCUAAUGGUAAUCCAUUGGCUCUGCGAGUCUUAGGUUCGUCUAUACAAGAGCAAUGUAUUAAUUAUCAGAAACAACAUCUGAGAAGAUUGCGUCAACAUCCUCCAACAAAAAUUCAGGAUGCAUUUAGAAGAAGUUUUGAUAGACAAGAUGACGACGAGAAGAACAUAUUUUUGGACCUCGCAUGUUUUUUCAGAGGGGAGAACAAAGAUCAUGUGGUGAACCUCCUUGAUGGUUGCGGUUUCUUUACAGAUUUAGGAAUCUAUGGUCUCAUUGAUGAGUCUCUCAUCAGCCUUGUAGAUGACAGGAUAGAAAUGCCUAACAUUUUCCAAGACACGGGUCGUUUUGUUGUUUGUCAAGAAGACGAAGAGGCAGGCAAGCGUAGCAGAUUGUGGGAUUCUUAUGAAAUUGCUGAUGUACUGACAAGCAAAACAGGAACAGAAGCGAUUGAAGGCAUAUUUCUGGAUGCGUCUGGCUUGACACUUGAGUUGAGUCCUACUGUAUUUGAGAGGAUGUAUAGACUUAGAUUGCUUAAGCUAUACUUUCUAAUUUCUGGAAGCCAUUGCAAGGUUUGUCUACCGCAAGGGCUCCACUUUUUACCUGACGAGCUGAGGUUACUCCAUUGGGAGAGAUACCCUUUGGGAUCCUUACCUUGGAACUUUAAUCCUAAAAAUCUCGUAGAACUGAACAUGCCCUAUAGCAACAUGACAAAACUAUGGAAAGGUUUAAAGAAUCUCAAGAAGCUAAAGAGGAUUAAUCUAAGUCAUUCCCAACAUUUUUCUGAAUUCCCAAGGCUUUCAAAGGCCAGGAACCUCGAGCAUAUUGAUCUAGAAGGAUGUACGAGUCUGGUUAAAGUGAACUCAUCUAUUCUUCAUCAUCACAAGCUUACUUUCUUGAGUCUGAAAGAUUGUUCUCAUUUGCGAAUUAUGCCUACCACGGUUCAUCUGGAGUCUCUUGAAGUUCUUAAUCUAUCAGGCUGCUCAGAGCUCGAGGACCUUCAGGAUUUCUCACCAAACCUGGAAGAGCUACAUCUAGCUGGGACUGCUAUUAGUGAAUUGCCAUCGUCACUCGAGGAUCUCACUAGACUUGUUACAUUAGAUCUGGAGAAUUGCGAAAGACUUCAGCACCUGCCACCGGGGAUAAGUAACUUGAAAGCUAUGGUCACACUGAAGCUGUCCGGCUGUUCAAAUCUGAAGAGCCAUCCAACUCCUGAUUCAUUAUUUUUACAAGGUCUUAAAAAAAAUAUAACCAUGGAAGAAUCUGCGCCUUUAUUAAAACAUCACUCUGCUAUUGUAGAAUCAAGAGGCGCUGUAGAAGAAUUUUUAGAGGCAUUUGAAACUCCAUCAAUCAACGAGUUGAUCCAAUCAAACUGGUCAUGGGUCAGAAUUACCUUCCUGCCUUCAUCAAUUUCACACUCAUUGGCGUCAAGAAUUUAUUUCCUAGUAUCAUUGUCCCUUUGUAACGCGUGCCUAGUGGAUAUACCUGACGAGUUAUGCUGGCUUCCUUCAGUGAAGGAGUUAGAUCUUGGUGGAAAUUCUUUCAGCCAAAUUCCUGAAAGCAUUAAGGAGCUUCGUAAACUACACAGCCUCAGAUUAAGCCAUUGCAAAAACCUGACAUCAUUACCAGAGCUUCCCAGAAGUCUGGAACUUUUCAACGCUCAUGGUUGUGUGUCUCUUAAAUCAUUUUCUUCAAGCUUCGAGCAGUUUCCAAGGCAAUACACAUUCAGUAAUUGCUUUGCGCUGUCCCCAAAAGUUGUCAGAAAAUAUAUGAGAAAAUCUCUUGGUGGUGUUGAAGUCUUGGCCAAGGUGGAUCGACAGGAACACAGCAAUGUCCCUGCAUUCAGCAUCUGUAUACCUGCCUCAGCAGGUUACAAAUCCUCUAUUAAUUUUCAAGCUGGUUCAUCUGUAAGGAUAGAGUUAACUCCUAGCAUAGUAAAGACUCUCUCAGGCUUUGCUUUAUCAGUAGUCGUUGAAUUUGGGGACAGUUGUAGCGACGCUGCUGGUUUUGGCAUCAAGUGCAUAUGCAAGAAGACUAGAACAGACCUCUCGCCUAGACUAGAGAGAGUUUUCCAAUUUUGGGCUCCAAAGGAAGCCCCCACUGUUCAGAAGGAUCAUAUGUUUCUCUUUGGCUAUGUCACGAUGAACCCUGCGGAAGGAGAUGACCAUGAUGUCCUGGCUGAUUUAGUUACCUUUGAAUUCCAUCCUGUCAAUGCAGAGAACCAGCAUCUAGAUGAUAGUUGCACCAUAAAGCGAUGCGGAGUUUAUUUAAUUACUACGGCAACAUGUGCUACAUCAGUUAGUGCAAAACGUCCUGCUUCGUGGAUGGAUCCAGUGGAGCAUAUGGCAACACCAUGUAAGAGAUGUCGCUUCAAGAGUGUUGUUGAAAGUGUUAUUUGGAGCUUAAGAAAAAGGAAACGAGAAACGAGUGUUAUUGAAACUAUUAUUCGGAGGUUAAGAAAAAGGAAACGAGAAAGGAGUAUUAUUGAAACUGUUAUUCGUAGGUUAAGAAAAAGGAAACGAGAAAGGAGUGUUAUUGAAACUGUUAUUCGGAGCUUAAGAAAAAGGAUACGAGAAAAGAGUGUCUCCAGAGUCAACAACCGUUCUAAGGUUCAUCUUGGUCGAGUUUCUGCUUGCUUGGAAGAUGAUCAAAACUACAGAAAUCUAGAGCAGAAUGAGGGAAAAGAGUUAGGCUCUCACAAGUUUUUAAAGAUUGAAUCCGCUCAUAGCCAGUCCAACUCAUCUCUAACAGACUCGCCGACCUCUUUCCGUAAACCUACUCAGUCAGCAGCUCGGAUGCAUCAGUGUUUCAGGGCUCGAUCUUCGGAGAAGAAGCGAACAAUAGAGUUGGUACUUUCUCGUAAAACAUGCAAACCAAGACUGUCUUAUAGUGAUGGUUCUGUUCUUGAUUCUGCUGCUAUCAGGAUUCAGACCGAUUUCCGCGGCUACAAGUGUAGAAAACAACAUUUGAUUGCUAAACAAGGAAUCGUUUUAAUACAGGCUUGUUGGAGAGGCUAUAAGGUAAGAAAAGCUUCCAGGAUGAUAUUUUGUCAAUGUGGAUAG